This is a messenger RNA of Xiphophorus maculatus (southern platyfish), 3417 nucleotides long. It is a transcript of the gene erap2, whose product is annotated as endoplasmic reticulum aminopeptidase 2. Gene Ontology annotation, molecular function: peptide binding; zinc ion binding; metalloaminopeptidase activity. Bases 338 to 3175 code for a protein of 945 amino acids. The transcript has 22 exons. The record is from RefSeq and is a predicted model, not a curated record. Lineage: Eukaryota; Metazoa; Chordata; Actinopteri; Cyprinodontiformes; Poeciliidae. Gene Ontology annotation, cellular component: cytoplasm. Gene Ontology annotation, biological process: proteolysis; peptide catabolic process.
UGAGAAGAAGGCAUUAGGAAUAAUACUGAAACACCUGGACAACCGCCUGCGUUUGGCUGUUACAUCUGAGUGGGCGGCAUCUUAGAAGAGAAAGUGAAACUGAACAGCAGGAGCAUCAAGGAAGCAUGAUGAAGCUAAACUGAUCAAGGUUCAGGAGAAGAACCCCAGAGGAUUGGCCAUUUUAUUUCCAUUUCAUCAACCAUUGAUGUUGGGUGGUCCUUCCCGUGGUUGACUCCAUUGUUCGGGUUAUGAUUAAAUGAGUUCAGAGCUAAGAGUCGACCUGUCAAACGGGUUGGCAUCAUUUUAAUCAAUUUCGUUCACAAACAUUCCCUUAACAAUGAUUCCAGUCAGGCUUUUAGUGCUGCUGGCUUUCAAUAUUCAUCUGGUUGGGUCUCAGGCCUCUCAGAGCUCACAGCAGGUAGCGAGUCCCCCCAGUCCCACGGCAGAACCAUCUCCUCUGGGUGAUGGUAAUCUGUCCUUCCCCUGGAGCCGUCUUCGCCUGCCAAGGUACAUUGUUCCUCUUCACUACCACCUGCUUCUGCACCCCAACCUCACAACUCUCAGCUUCACUGGCACUGUGCAGAUCCAGAUCGAUGUCCAGAACAAUACAAACUGGGUUGUUCUACACAGCAAGGGUCUUCAAAUCUCAAAGGCCACAAUUUUAGACCAGAAUCUUAAUCAUCUGUCUGAUCAGGAUCUUCCAGUUCUUCACAACCCUUCCCACGAGCAAAUAGGCAUUUUUUCUCCACGGGUUCUCAGCAGCGGCCAGAAGUAUUUCUUGUACAUAGAGUUUGAAGCAGAGCUAGCAGAGGGAUUUUACGGUUUCUAUAAAAGCACCUACAGGACCAGUAAAGGCGAGACCAGAUACCUAGCUUCCACUCACUUUGAACCCACAAGUGCUCGAAUGGCAUUUCCUUGUUUUGACGAACCGAGCUUCAAAGCCAAUUUCUCUGUGAGGAUUAUAAGGAGCCCGGAGUAUAUUUCUCUCUCCAACAUGCCAGUAAUCAAGACAGUACAACUGAAUGGUGACCUUCUUGAAGAUCAGUUCGCCCCAAGCGUAACAAUGAGCACGUACCUUGUAGCUUUCAUCGUUUGUGACUUCAAGUCUGUCAGUGCAACAACUUCGUCUGGAGUGAAGGUUUCCAUCUAUGCUGCGCCUGAGAAGUGGAUGCAAACCCACUAUGCUUUGGAGGUUGCUGUAAAAAUGCUGGAUUUCUAUGAGGAGUACUUCAACAUUCGUUAUCCUUUGCCCAAACAAGAUUUGAUUGCCAUUCCAGAUUUUCAGGUUGGUGCAAUGGAGAACUGGGGCCUGACCACCUACAGAGAGACCAGUCUUCUCUAUGAUCCUCUCACAUCCUCCAUUUCUGAUAAACUCUGGGUUACUAUGGUUAUUGGUCAUGAACUUGCCCAUCAGUGGUUUGGGAACUUGGUGACCAUGGACUGGUGGAACGAUCUCUGGUUGAAUGAAGGAUUUGCCAGAUACAUGGAGUAUAUUUCAGUGGAGGCCACCUACCCAAUUCUCAAAGUGGACGAGUAUCUACUGCACACUUGUUUUGUAGCAAUUGGUCUUGAUUCUUUAAACUCUUCUCGGCCUAUCUCGAGCCCAGCAGAGAGCCCUACUCAGAUCGAAGAAAUGUUUGACACCGUUUCCUAUGACAAGGGAGCAUGUGUCCUGCAUAUGCUGCGGCACUUCCUGACUGAGGAGGUGUUUCAGAGCGGGAUAGUGCGAUACCUUCGCAAGUUCAGCUAUGGAAAUGCCCAAAAUCAGGACCUGUGGGACAGUCUAUCUAACACAUGUUCAGAAGAUGACUUCACCUCAAGCAAACACUGUUACAGCAGUGACCAGGCCUCCAAGAAUGCAUAUCUGUUUGCAGGGGAACACCUCAACCUGACAGCCAUGAUGAACACUUGGACUUUACAGAAAGGGAUUCCUCUAGUUACUGUAACGAGGAAGGGGCCUCGACUGCUUCUUCGACAGGAUCGAUUUCUGAGGACAGUUCUUCCCUCUGAUCCUCAGUGGCAAGCUGUACAACAAGGGUUCCUUUGGCAUAUUCCUCUGACGUACAAGACUGAUAUUUCCAGCACCAUCCACAGACAUAUGAUGACUUCUCCCACAGACAGUGUACACAUUGGAGAAGAAGCCAGCUGGGUGAAAAUAAACUCAGAUAUGACCGGCUAUUACGUGGUUCAUUAUGCUGAUGAUGGUUGGGAUGUGAUGGCUAAACUACUGCGGGAAAAUCACACAGCUCUGAGCUACAAGGACAGGACUCACUUGAUACACAAUGCAUUUCAGCUGGUCACAGCGGGGCAUCUCCCACUUAAUAAAGCUUUGGACCUGAUUGGUUAUCUACAAGUCGAGAAACACACAGUGCCUCUCCUCGAAGGACUGGCUUAUCUGGAAGUUUUCUACCACAUUAUCGAGAAGAGAGAUGAGCUCACUUUAACUAAAAACCUGGAAAAGUACAUCCUGCAGUUUUUCCGUGCCGUCAUCGACCAGCAGACAUGGAGUGACAGCGGCACAGUGUCUGAGCGACGCCUGAGGUCGGAGGUCCUGUCUCUGGCUUGUCACCUGGAAUACCCGCCCUGUCUGGAGCGUGCAAACCAACAUUUCAAAGACUGGCUCCGUUCCAACGGAACAUUAAACUUACCUACAGAUGUGGCAGAGACGGUGUUCUCAGUAGGAGCUCAGGAUGACCAUGGCUGGACCUCGCUCCUAAAUACGUACAAGAUUUCCCUCUCUGAAGCCCAGAAAAAUAUGAUCCUCUUUGCUUUGGCAACGACCAAAGACACAGACAAGCUGCAAAGACUGCUGGCAAUGGGUCUGGAAGGAGAAGUGAUCCGAUCACAGGACCUGUCUCGUGUUGUUUGGAUGGUGGCCCGUAAUCCGAAGGGACAUUAUCUCGCCUGGAACUUUGUCAAACAGAACUGGGACACAUUGGUUGAAAAGUUUCAGUUAGGCUCCACCUGCAUCAGGACCAUGAUUGUUGGGACCACAGGGCAGUUUUCAUCUCCAGAGGAGCUCACUCAAGUGCAGUUGUUUUUUGAAUCCAUCAAAGAGCAGGCUUCUCAGCUGAGAGCAACACAACUUGCCUUGGAAAAUGUGCAGAAGAAUAUUCGCUGGGUUCAGAGGAACUUGGAAACACUGAGAAACUGGCUGAAUGAGCAGAUGAAAUGACAGCUAUUUGGGGAGGAAAAAAAGCAUUAAAUAUUUUGAGAAUUUUUGUAAGUGAAACCUAUAUUUUAGGUAAUGAAACAGUUUUGUAAAUGGAAAAUUGUAAAUGCCUGGAAUGAUUUUUGUUAGAGUACAAGAGUCACAUGGUAGAUGACAGGCUGUGGGUAUCAUGAACAUUUUGUUGCCAUUGUGUUUCAAAGAGAAAGCAAAGUUUAACAAUUAGACAAUAAAUGGAUUCACUACAA